Molecule: messenger RNA, 855 nt
Organism: Linderina pennispora
Lineage: Eukaryota; Fungi; Kickxellomycota; Kickxellomycetes; Kickxellales; Kickxellaceae
Product: mitochondrial carrier
Exons: 3
Coding region: 1-855 (284 amino acids)
Biological process (GO): transport
Molecular function (GO): transmembrane transporter activity
Source: RefSeq, a predicted model, not a curated record
AUGGCGACGACCCGCGACCGCGUUGCAGGCUUUGCAUCAGGAAUUGCCUCAGGGGCAACCAAGCUGUUUGUCGGCCACCCUUUCGACACAGUGAAGAUCCGGUGCCAGGUCGAGGGCGGGCAUGGGCGCUUCAAGGGCCCGCUGGACUGUCUGAUGUCAACGAUCCGGCAAGAGGGCCCACGGGCGCUCUACAAGGGCGCCAGCAUCCCGCUGAUCGGCUGGGCAGCCAUGGACGCGGUCCAGCUGGGCAGUCUCUCAAACUACCGUCUGCUUCUGCAGGGCGGCAACAAGGCGCAUAAGCUGACGCACCUGGAACAUGCUGUAGCCGGAAUGGGCGCUGGCUGGACAGUGGCGAUGGUGGCAACGCCCGUGGAGCUGAUCAAGGUCAGGCUGCAGGUGCAGUAUGCGUCGGGCGACCAGCGCAGGUACGGCGUGUUUGGCAUCUGGCAUGGGCUGCCAGCGACGCUGACGCAGCGGUCGUUUUUCUUCUUCCUCUGGGGCUCCUACGACGUGUACUCGGAGUGGAUGCGCACGCUGCGCCGCACCGACCACUUCCCGUACUAUGCAAAAACCGGCUCCAAGCUGAUCAACUUUUUGGCCGGCGGCAUGGCUGCAAACACGUUCUGGUGCAUGUGCUAUCCAGUGGAUGUGGUCAAGAACCGGUACAUGACGCAGGGCGAUGAGUCGCCGAUCUCGUUCCGCCGCAUGUUUGCCCAUGUAUACCGUACCGAGGGCGUGCGCGGAUUCUUCCGUGGGUUUGUGCCCACAUUCAUUCGCUCGUUCCCGACAAACGCCAGCGCCAUCUUCGUGUGGGAGAGCACCAUGCGCUUCCUGAAGAACGAAGGCCACCAUUGA